CUUUUACUAUUUCAAGAUUUAUAUUGGACAAUAUAACAAUAAUGGCAACUAAUAUAUCAAAAGCUCAUAAGUUUGAUGAAGAAUUAGAAAGAUUUAAUGUGCAACUUAUUAAACAGAACAUUAGUAGCAAGCAAUUAGCAAAUGAAGAAUUAAAGUUAGAAAUAUCUUCUGUACAAGCAAAAAAAGAACAAUUAGAAUUGCUACUCUCUGAAUAUGUUGAUAAUAAAAAAAAAAAUGAAUGA
This is a messenger RNA of Dentiscutata erythropus, 242 nucleotides long. The record is from the annotation of a GenBank genome assembly. Lineage: Eukaryota; Fungi; Glomeromycota; Glomeromycetes; Diversisporales; Gigasporaceae.